CCGGGGUCGCUGGUGGUUCCCUCGCCCCGCCCCUGGGCCCGGCUGCCCGUGUCUGCACCGCGGAGUCUUUUCCUCCUCGGCCCCUGGAGGCAGCGGGUGCAGAGGCAGGAGCGCCGCGGGCCGAGGGACGCUGCGGGAGCACGUCGGGGCCGGGCGCGAGGGGAGGGCAGUGUCCCGGGACAGCGCUGAUGUGGCCGGCCGGCAGCGCGCCGUGCCGUGCCGUGCCGUGCCCCUGGGGACGCUCCCCGGCCGGCGCGCCCGGGCCCGGCUCCCCGUGACCGCGUGUCUGGUCCCCAGGUGGCGGUGAGCGCGGCGUCCGGGACGUGUCCCCACACGACAUGCGGCCCCGGGGCGCGCUGCGCCAGCCUGCCCGCUCCUGCCCGCAGCAGCCAGAGGCCCGCGGGGCGGCCAGGCCGGCGGAGGAGCGGGCACGGAGGGGAAGGGCAGGGCCGGGGGGCGAGCCCCGCCGUGUGCCCGGAGAGCAGCCCCCGCCCCCCCGGGAGCCAGGUGCUGGGACCCUGCGCAGGUCUGAGCCGAAGCCUCCCGGACAAGAACCUGCAAUCCUGGAGCUGCACGGGAGUUCCCCAGGGAGACUGGAGGAGAGGGGCUCCCUGACAUGUGAGCUGGGCCAAAUGCAGGAGGGGCAGGGCAGGCCUCCGGAGCAAGAGCUCCAGGAGGUGUUUGAGGACGUGGCCGUGUAUUUCACACAGAAGGAGUGGGAGCUGCUGGACGAUGACGACAAGAUGCUUUACCGGGACCAGAUGCUGAAGAAUUUCCAAGCCCUCGUUUCCCUGGGAUAUCAAGGCCCUAUACCUGACUUAAUCUGCAGCAUCCAGCAAGGACAAGUGGGGCUCUGGGUCUCUGAUGAUGAGGACUGUGGGGAAAUCUCAAGGUCUGAGGACCUGCUGUCAGGAGGUGCUUGCCUGCUGAGCAGAACUAAAGAGCAGCGUCCUGCAGAAGGGCCUGCCAACCUGGAGCCAGCCUGGACUUUCCUAGGGAGUUUGGGCAAGAUGGUCUCCCUGAGACCUGAGAAGGAGCCAUGGCACAAGAGUCAGGGGAGGCCUCAAAAGCACAAGGAGAACAGAGUGAUGAACCAGGUACCAUCUCCAUUUGAGCGUGAGAGUGGAGAAGGGACAGACAGACAGAGUCCUGGGUGCAGGGAACAAUUUGUGGAGCUGAGAGACCUAAAGAGCCGCUGGGAAGAUCCACUGCAUCCCAGCCAAGGUGUUGGGAAGGGCCUUGGAGGGAAGCAGGAGCUCCCUGCCAAGCACAAGGGCAGAGCUCACCCCUGCCUGAAGGUCAGGAAAGUCUUUAAGUGCCCAUCACUCCUGGCUUUUCAUAAGAUAAGCUACACUGGGGAGAAACCCCACGUAUGCGCCAAGUGUGGGAAAAGCAUCACGUGCCUCUCCUCCCUGACUGUUCACUCUUAGACCCAUUCUGGAGAAUUCCCCCACUGCUGCACCAAAUGGGCUUAAAGCUUUGUGCGCCCCACAGACUUGGUCAAGUACCUACACGUGCGGAGGGGAAAGCAUCAGCACUGCUGUGUAAAAGGCCUUCACCCAUUUCUUCUCCCUGUCUCAGCACUGGUGCAUCCACCUGGGGAGGAAGACACACCGCUGCACUGAGUGCAAGAAGAACUUCAUCUGCCGGCAAGACCUGUCCCAACACCAGUG
This is a messenger RNA of Alligator mississippiensis (American alligator), 1673 nucleotides long. RefSeq names its product zinc finger protein 28 homolog. The coding region runs from base 339 to 1430 and encodes 363 amino acids. Gene Ontology annotation, biological process: regulation of DNA-templated transcription. NCBI's taxonomy places the organism in Eukaryota, Metazoa, Chordata, Crocodylia, Alligatoridae. The record is from RefSeq and is a predicted model, not a curated record. The transcript is spliced from 5 exons.